Miscanthus lutarioriparius is the source of this 2199-nucleotide messenger RNA. The record is from the annotation of a GenBank genome assembly. Lineage: Eukaryota; Viridiplantae; Streptophyta; Magnoliopsida; Poales; Poaceae.
AUGCCAUCGCUGAAUUUGCAAUGCAGCAGCAGUAGCGCCUCCAAAUUACCCGUGCCUUUCUUUGGUACUGCCUUGGUGGUCCUCCUCUCUUGUGCAUCCCUCGCCAGCUCCUGUACAGAGCAAGAGAAGAGCUCCCUCAUCGACUUCCGAGAUGGUCUAUCCCAGGAGGGCAAUGGCGGCCUCAACAUGUCGUGGGCCAACAGCACAGACUGCUGCCAAUGGGAAGGAGUAAACUGCGGCAACGGUGGCGUGGUCACAGAAGUCUUGCUGCCUUCUAAAGGCCUCAAAGGGAGGAUCCCACCAUCACUCAGCAAUCUUACAGGGCUGCUGCACCUCAACCUGUCAUGCAAUUCACUCUACGGCAGUCUGCCAGCAGAAUUGGUGUUCUCCAGCAGCAUCACUAUCCUGGAUGUCAGCUUCAACCACCUAUCUGGUCCUCUGCAAGAGCAUCAAUCCCCAAUUUCUGGCCUUCCUCUCAAGGUACUGAAUAUCUCAAGUAACUUCUUUACAGGACAGUUACCAUCCACAACACUGCAAGUGAUGAACAAUCUUGUCGCUCUUAAUGCAAGCAACAACAGCUUUACAGGACCAUUGCCAUCUUCUAUUUGUAUCAACGCCCCAUCACUUGCCAUGCUUAACCUUUGCUUAAAUGACUUCAGUGGCACUAUUUCCCCAGAGUUUGGCAAUUGCUCCAAGUUGACAGUACUCAAGGCUGGCCGCAACAACCUUACCGGAGGUCUACCCCAUGAAAUGUUCAAUGCUACCUCAUUGGAGCACCUCUCUUUUCCAAACAAUAAUUUGCAAGGGGCACUUGAUGGUUCCAGCCUAGUCAAACUCAGUAAUCUGAUAUUCCUUGACCUUGGAUCAAAUGGGCUUGAAGGAGAGAUGCCAGAUUCUAUUGGGCAGCUGGGAAGAUUGGAGGAGCUCCACUUAGACAACAACCUGAUGAUCGGAGAGCUGCCAUCGGCCCUAAGUAACUGCAGAAGUCUCAAGUAUAUCACCCUCAGAAACAAUAGUUUUGUGGGAGAUCUUAGCAGAGUUAACUUCACCCAGAUGGAUCUGAGGACUGCAGAUUUUUCACUGAACAAAUUCAGUGGAAGAAUUCCUGAAAGCAUAUAUGCAUGCAGCAAUCUAAUUGCUUUGCGAUUGGCUUACAACAAUUUUCAAGGCCAGUUCUCACCAAGAAUAGCCAAUCUCAGAUCCCUUUCCUUCCUUUCAGUUGCCAAUAACUCAUUUACAGAUAUCACAGAUGCACUUCAGAAUCUCAACAGAUGCAAGAACCUUACCUCCUUGCUAAUUGGAAGCAACUUCAAAGGUGAAACCAUACCACAGAAUGCAGCAAUUGAUGGUUUUCAGAAUCUUCGGGUCCUAACCAUAGACACAUGCCCAUUGGUUGGGACAAUCCCUCUUUGGUUAUCAAAACUCACAAAAUUGGAGAUAUUAGAUCUAUCAUACAAUCACCUUACUGGAACAAUACCAUCCUGGAUUAACAGGCUGGAACUCCUCUUCUUUCUGGACAUAUCAAGCAACAGGCUUACAGGGGAUAUCCCACCUGAAUUGAUGGAGAUGCCAAUGCUACAAUCUGACAAGAAUGCUGCCAAGUUGGACAUGAAGUUCCUUGAGUUACCUGUAUUUUGGACACAAUCACGUCAAUACCGUUUGCUCAAUGCUUUCCCCAAUGUAUUGAAUCUAUGCAACAAUAGCUUGACAGGCAUAAUUCCCCAAGGGAUUGGUCAGUUGAAAGUGCUCAAUGUCCUCAACUUUAGCACCAACAGCUUAUCUGGAGAAAUACCACCACAAAUUUGCAACCUCACAAACCUGCAAACGCUAGACUUGUCAAAUAACCAGCUCACAGGUGAACUCCCAUCCGCAUUGCGUAAUCUUCACUUCCUUUCUUGGUUCAAUGUGUCUAACAACGACCUAGAAGGGCCAGUUCCAAGUGGAGGACAGUUUAAUACCUUUACAAAUUCUAGCUACAUUGGAAAUUCCAAGCUAUGUGGUCCUAUGCUCAGCGUCCAUUGUGGCUCAUUAGAAGCACCUUCAGCCUCAAUGAAAAGGAGGCACAAGACCCUCUUGGCAGUUGUUUUCGGUGUCAUUUUUGGUGGACUUGCUGCUCUUUCAUUGCUUGCAUGCUUCCUCAUAGCACGGUUGGUAUAUGAUGACCACACCGAAAACCUUGUUCCCCUACACAGGCGGUAG